Molecule: messenger RNA, 1089 nt
Organism: Penicillium egyptiacum
Lineage: Eukaryota; Fungi; Ascomycota; Eurotiomycetes; Eurotiales; Aspergillaceae
Source: the annotation of a GenBank genome assembly
AUGGAGAUGCACAUCCGACGCCCAGCACAGACCCAGGCUCUCGCGAUUCCCGAGAUCGCACAACAAAUCCGCAAAUCACGCUCACUACAAAAAGCCCUAUUCUUCAUCCCGGCCAGCGAAAACAGCAGGAAAGUCACACGAGUCUACAACCCUAUGCUAGCACCAGCAUUCCACUCAGCGUUCCCAUCAGAAGACCUGCGAGAUGCCGGUCACGCAAGCGACAAAAUAGAGGGUGUCAGACUCAGUGAUUUCGAUCUCACGAAAAGCCCGGCUAAGAGAGAGAUGUAUCUCCGGCCCGAAGCGAGCUGGCGGCGUAUGCUGACGCAACAACCGCCAGUCUUCACGGUCGGGCUGUUUAGUAUGGUGAGAGGGCCAAUGGGUCUUUCUUGGUACCAAGAGAGGGCAACACGGCAAGAUGAGGGACUUCGUAUGGGGGCUUUGUUUGACUGGUUCAUUCAUUUGGGACGCGAUCAGUGGAAUUCUGGGUCAAUUGCAAUUUGCCUGGGUGGAGCUGAACCUGUCAAUACGCCGCUUGAUAUCAAGCGUUCGUGUACGUCUCUCUUUACGGAUGGGAUUAAUGAGGAUUGGAGGGCUACGACUGCAAGCUUCGAUCUCGUGCUUAUGACGAGGUCUGGGAGCACGUAUAUGGAACCUAAGGGGCCGGACGAUCCUGAUUGGGUGAAGGGUAGAGAUGAGAUUGUUUGGGAGGAGAUUUGUGAGACUUCUUGCGAGUUGGGAUUGACUGUGGCGGAGUUGAAGAUGGAGGCUUAUAAUGAGGGAUUCGCGGGAUUCCACCUAGCAUUCCAUUCUUCUUAUUUAACCUCAAAAUGGCAAGCAUCCAGCGCUAGAGUCAACGAUGAAUGCGUCGCAACAUUCGAAAAGCUAAAGCUCGACAGGGAGUUCUCAUAUAUCACGUACGCUCUUAGCGAGGACCAUUCCGAGAUUAUUGUGGAUAAAACCUCGGAUAACCGAAACUACGAGGCUUUGGUCAACGAUUUACCUUCGACAGAAUGCCGAUGGGUAGUUGACUUCUUUCAAUAUGAGAUAGACGGUCGUAAAGGGACUCAACUGAUACUUAUCUGUUGGUAA